Zea mays is the source of this 1469-nucleotide messenger RNA. RefSeq lists its product as uncharacterized. The record is from RefSeq and is marked provisional. Gene Ontology annotation, biological process: regulation of DNA-templated transcription; ethylene-activated signaling pathway. Lineage: Eukaryota; Viridiplantae; Streptophyta; Magnoliopsida; Poales; Poaceae. Gene Ontology annotation, molecular function: DNA binding; DNA-binding transcription factor activity.
AAAGUUUCGUCCACCAUUUCGCUCUCGCAAGUCGCAAGCCACCGAUUUGUUUACAGGCGCCGGAGCUCCCGACGACGACUGAGCCAUGUGCGGCGGCGCGAUCCUUGCCGAGCUCCGCGAGCCGGCGCCGCGCCGGCUCACGGAGCGGGACAUCUGGCAGCAGAAGAAGAAGCCCAAGAGGGGCGGCGCCGGCGGGAGGCGCUCGUUCGCGGCGGAAGACGAUGAGGACUUCGAGGCCGACUUCGAGGACUUUGAAGCCGACUCCGGUGAUUCGGAUUUGGAGCUCGGGGAAGGGGCUGACGACGACGUCAUCGAGAUCAAGCCCUUCGCCGCCAAGAGUACUUUCUCCAGAGAUGGCUUAAGCACCAUGACUACUGCUGGUUAUGAUGCCCCUGCAGCAAGGUUGGCCAAAAGGAAGAGGAAGAAUCAAUACAGGGGUAUCCGCCAGCGCCCUUGGGGUAAGUGGGCUGCUGAGAUCAGAGAUCCCCAGAAGGGCGUUCGUGUUUGGCUUGGUACUUUCAAUAGUCCGGAGGAAGCUGCAAGAGCUUAUGAUGCUGAAGCGCGCAGGAUUCGUGGCAAGAAGGCCAAGGUUAACUUUCCUGAUGCACCAGCAGUUGGUCAGAAGUGCCGUUCUAGUUCAGCUUCUGCUAAAGCACUCAAGUCAUGUGUUGAACAGAAGCCAAUUGUCAAAACAGAUAUGAACAUCCUUGCCAACACAAAUGCACCCUUCUACCAAUCUGUUAACUACGCAUCCAACAAUCCAUUUGUUCCAGCAAUGAACUCUACUGUUUCUUUUGAGGAUCCUAUCAUGAAUCUGCACUCUGACCAGGGAAGUAACUCCCUUGGCUGCUCAGACUUGGGCUGGGAGAAUGAUACUAAGACACCAGACAUCACAUCCAUUGCUCCCAUUCCCACUAUUGCUGAAGGCGAUGAGUCUGUAUUUGUCAACUCCAAUUCAAACAGCUCGAUGGUGCCUCCUGUCCUGGAGAACAAUGCUGUUGAUCUCACUGAUGGGCUGACAGAUUUGGAAUCCUAUAUGAGGUUUCUUAUGGAUGGCGGUGCAAGUGAUUCAAUUGAUAGCCUUCUGAACCUUGAUGGAUCACAGGAUCUUGGUAGCAAUAUGGACCUCUGGACCUUCGAUGACAUGCCCAUCGCUGGCGAUUUCUUCUGAGGAAUUUGAAGCUUGGCCAUAGGACUAUGUACAUAGGGACUAGGGAAUAAAGACUGGGAGAUUGGGAAGCACCUGCUUGGCACCUUGGGGUAGCAUAUGCUCGUGUCUAGCUCAGAUGCAGAAGUCGCAUUCUGAAACUCUUUGGUUAUCGACCUGUUCCCUAUUUUAACUAUCUCUGUAUGAGAGCCAUUUAUGAGACUGAACCAUUUUACCAUUUUGUUUUCCCCCUUCUUUCGUUGUUACAGUAUAUGGUUUAACAUUAUGAUUUAUGGAUAUGUGGCCAAACAUGCCUUUUAUA